Culex quinquefasciatus (southern house mosquito) is the source of this 1991-nucleotide messenger RNA. It is a transcript of the gene RagA-B, whose product is annotated as ras-related GTP-binding protein A. Lineage: Eukaryota; Metazoa; Arthropoda; Insecta; Diptera; Culicidae. Gene Ontology annotation, cellular component: nucleus; lysosome; Gtr1-Gtr2 GTPase complex. Bases 348 to 1430 code for a protein of 360 amino acids. Gene Ontology annotation, molecular function: GTP binding; GTPase activity. Gene Ontology annotation, biological process: cellular response to amino acid stimulus; regulation of autophagy; cellular response to starvation. The transcript has 3 exons. The record is from RefSeq and is a predicted model, not a curated record.
GAGGUGGUGAUGGUGUUGGUGCGCCAAGAAGAGAUCCACAAAAGUCAAAUAAACCUAUCGCACACACCACACAGGACAGAAAGACCAGAGUUUGUUCAGAGAUUACACAAAAUUUUCCUCGAUUUUGCUGGGCAUGCGAUUGGCCAAGUGAUCGUGGAUCCGCGUUCUGCGGAUUGGUUUGGUUCGUCCAGGGUAUAAAUCCGGGCAUUCGGGUGUUGUACGGAUUCCGAGGAGUGCGCGCGGAGUACGCAGCUAUUGCGACGGAUCAAAUUUCAACCUUCGGACAGGGUGCGGAGUGUACAUUCACAGCAGUUCACCAGGAAGAGUAUAAAGUGUAAGACGUCAAUAUGAAGAAGAAGGUUUUAUUGAUGGGCAAGAGUGGCUCGGGCAAGACCAGCAUGCGGUCCAUCAUCUUUGCCAACUAUAUCGCACGGGAUACCAGAAGACUUGGGGCGACAAUCGAUGUCGAGCACUCGCACGUGCGCUUCCUGGGCAACCUGGUGCUCAACCUGUGGGACUGCGGAGGCCAGGAAUCGUUCAUGGAGCAGUACUUUGCCUCCCAGAAGGACAACAUCUUCCGCAACGUGGAGGUGUUGAUCUACGUGUUCGACGUGGAGAGCCGCGAGCUGGACAAGGACAUGCACUACUACCAGUCCUGCCUGGAAGCGAUCCUGCAGAACUCACCGGAUGCGAAGAUCUUCUGUUUGGUUCACAAGAUGGAUCUGGUGGCGGAGGAGCAGCGUGAUAUUAUCUUUAAGGAGCGCGAAGAGGACCUGAAGCGGCUAUCGAAGCCACUGGAGUGCACGGCCUUCCGGACGAGCAUCUGGGACGAAACGCUGUACCGCGCGUGGAGUAGUAUCGUGUACCAGCUGAUCCCGAAUGUCAAGGCGUUGGAGCACUCGUUGAACUACUUUGCCAACGUGGUGGAUGCCGACGAGGUGUUGCUGUUCGAGCGAGCGACCUUCCUGGUGAUCUCGCACUGUCAGCGAAAGCAGCACAGGGACAGUCACCGGUUCGAGAAGGUGUCCAACAUCAUCAAACAGUUCAAAUUGUCCUGCUCGAAGCUGGGCGCCAAGUUCUCCUCCAUGGAGGUACGGAACAGCAUAUUCGCGGCCUUCAUCGAUACCUUCACGAGCAACACGUACGUCAUGGUCAUCAUGUCGGACCCGUCGAUCCCUUCCGAGGCUACGCUGAUCAACAUCCGGAACGCGCGGAAAUACUUCGAAGAGCUGGAGAAUCCCAACAACAGUCUGAGCGCGAGCAAUGCCAUCCACUCGGCGGCCAACCACGCGGCGGCAGCCCACGGCAUGGUCAACGGCGGUUCGUCCAACUACUACAGCCAUCAUCAGCAGCACCAGCAGCUUCAGCAACAGUUCCUUCAGCAGCAACAGCAGCAGCAAUACCACAACGCCAACAACCCGUAUCACUGAUAUUUAAUCAAGAAGAAGUACUUCUAUUUCAAGUAACGUUCCGUUGACGAUCUUCCCCAGGUUAUCUGCUCCUCUACAAAAAACGCGCUACCCCCGCCAAAUCAGUCUGGUCGACCCCCCCAAAAUCCAAAUACACGCGCGUGCGUUCUCCGUAGAUCAAAUCAAAACUCAGUCCGUAAGGACUUAAAAAGAUUAACCGAUGUGUUUUAGUUUAUCCAAUUCACUGUUAUGUAAUAUUUUAAUGUUUAAGAACGAAGUUUAUCAACCUUCACCCCCUCCCCCACAAAAAAUAACGAAUUGUAUUGUUAAAUGAGUCAUUGCUUAAACUCGCGAUUGAUUUGAUCUUGUUUUUACCACUUUCCGUUGACUUGCGAUGUUUGUUUUCGCUUAACAUCGAGGAUGAAUUUAAACAACAACAAAAAAAAAACCGAAUCAGGCAAACGAUAGGAUCAAACCACAAAACUGUUACAAGUGAUUACCGCGAGAAAAGGGAUUGUAUAAUAUUGAACAAAGCAAAUUUGUAGGUCGCAAUGAGGAAAUAAAGAGUUUUUAUAAGGAAAA